GCGUUGAAGAUCUGGUCACGGCUUCACGAAGCACUGAAGCUUGUUUCUCUACUCUAGUCUGGAUGUGAUCCAUUCAAGGUCAUCCGUCUAGCAUCCUAUGACUGGUUAUACCGGAUCUCUAGAUAUCCGGACAACAACCUACUGAUAGAGGUCCUCAGCAACGGAUCAGCACAUCCUGAGGAUAUUCUCUCGUCCUGCACGUUUUCGUUUCCUGUUACAUCGCUCGGUCUGAAUCUAACAGUCCGUAUUGUAACGUCCGACCAUGGUUCUCCCGUGUCAGGUCUCAAAUUCAUUGAGGCUGACAAGCUCGUCAGCCUCUGAUCAGCACCAAGGAACGCCAGCCUGCGUCUUCUGUUUCUCACUACUUGGCUUCUACGACCAUGACCAAACUCAGCUAUAUCAAACAACCUUUCCGGACUCCUCUUGUUCGAUGGUACCUCAAGGACAUCUUCAAGCCUACGAAUGCCGUUGCUACACCCCGGGCUCUAGGCAAACGUGGUCGGUCUCAAGCAUCUUCUCCUUGCUCUCCUACAGUCUUCAGUACAUCCGAUGGAGCUGCCCUCACUCUAGGAGGACAUCUUCCCAACUGCGUUGCCUUGCAGAAUAACGAUCCUUCCAUCUCAGAUGCAGUCAUCAUCACCGCCCUUCAUACGCUCCCAUUCUGCUGCCACGCUGAUCUCGUGACAAUGACUCGCCCACAACUGCUCUCUGUCACUCAGAUAUUGAACGAACGACUUCCUCAGGCUCUCAGAAUCGACACGAGCACUAGACGAACGGAUGCGUUUAUUCGCAAUAGUAUCGAGUUACUGGUGGGGAUACAUGCGUCAAGUAGGGAAGUACCUGGAGCACCCAAAGCGGAGCGGUCUAUGAACCUAUCUUCCAGUUUGUUGUUGGACGGGUACAUUUCGCCUGGUCGGUCUGCCCGUGACCUCUUGCUACUCGACCCCCCAAUGAGUCCAAUCUCGCCCUUGGCUUCUCGCAGUCGCAAUAUCGAGGCAGACUUCUCAUCUAAACUUGGGAGCCCUACCGGGAAACCCCUCGAUGUUCUCAAGGAAGAAGUGGAAUCAGAGGAGGAAGACGAGGACGUAGAGAACAUCAUUGGGAAGAUGAACGUCGAUAAACCGGUGAAGAGGCGCCGUAUGCUCGAUCGUGAAACCCUCUUCAACACACCUCCCGACGAAUGCGCGGCGCUAGGUCGAUCUCAUUCCCAUCGUGUCCCAUUGACCACUCGGAAUCGCCUCAAUCUUCGACCUGGAGCAAGCGUUUACCGAUCUCAGAGUCAGAAACUCCCUGAGAGGCGACGUGGAUUGCUCGCAGGUGGCUCUCGUCGUAAUAUUACUCUUACCCGGGGUCGGAGCAGCUCUCGAUCCAAUGGUUCAGCUUCCACUGCCCCAUUCGCUUCCCAUGACUUUGGAUUCAACUUCAACCCUCCCGCUCAGACUUCUACCCCGAAGAAGCGCAAGCGCGUUCCAUCCGACUCGGAGAUGGACAUCAGUUCUCCUGCUCUGUCACCAUCUACUUCCUCGCCUGAUAGAAUGCUCGAAUCCUCUGCCAUCAGAGCCGCAAUGCCCUCACCAUAUCUGCCGUCCCCGUAUAGUACACCUCGCCUUGCUGCUAAGGUCGAGGGUAGCAAGCUCAUCUUGGACGCCUCCGAUUCUGCCGUGGACACAAGCGAGGUCACAUUUAGGAUCGAUGGCUUGACUGUCGGUUGCUCUGAGACAAGUUUAGGUUCUGGUGCUCAUGCAGAUGUUGGUUGUGACGUUGAAGUCAAAGAUGCGGAGUCUAGCUAUUCUGGUUCGGACAUGGAUAUCAGUGUUGACUUGUGAGAGUUUUACUUCUAUUUUGUUUAGGGUGAUUGCUUGGACUCUAUCUCAUGGCGUGCAUUGGAGGCAUGAUUAUCUGCAGCACUAUAACAGGACUUCAACGCAAUCUCAUUCGCAUAUUUCUUGCAUAUUUUUGUCUAUCUCUACCGUACAAUCUGUUGAACCGUAUCUCGUAAUGGGUCUGCAACUAUGUCCUUUAAGUUGUCCAUACCAGGACCCAACGUUGCUUCCACCUCAGCCACGUUGGUUGCAACACGUGUGCGAACAUGUUGUCUUGUGUUCAAUCGACAUCAUUCAC
Messenger RNA from Somion occarium, 2121 nucleotides. Lineage: Eukaryota; Fungi; Basidiomycota; Agaricomycetes; Polyporales; Cerrenaceae. The record is from the annotation of a GenBank genome assembly.